Molecule: messenger RNA, 4660 nt
Organism: Hemibagrus wyckioides
Lineage: Eukaryota; Metazoa; Chordata; Actinopteri; Siluriformes; Bagridae
Gene: pde11al
Product: phosphodiesterase 11a, like
Exons: 20
Coding region: 526-3273 (915 amino acids)
Biological process (GO): signal transduction
Molecular function (GO): protein binding; 3',5'-cyclic-nucleotide phosphodiesterase activity
Source: RefSeq, a predicted model, not a curated record
ACACUCUCUCAAAUGAUCGCCUGUGACACCUCUUCAUCCACACACAGAAUAUUCCACACACCUCCACUCCACAGCGACCAUCUCCUGGCAAACAUACACAGAACACUGCACGUGUCUUAGCUUAAAAUAUAUUGACAGGGAAUGGGUGCAUGAUGUUAUACGGCUCUUUAUACUCGUGGUUUAAAUAAUAACUUAAAUAGUGUAGAUUUAGCUUUCGAGUUUGCUAAAUUCUUGCUCUGAGACUUUGCUUCGAGCGGAAACUUUACUUGUUGCAUAACGCUUGUUUUUAAUGUACUGAUUCCACUGUCUUCACUAAGAGACCGACGUUACGGGGACAUAUGAAUUAAUGUGCGCGCGCGCGUGUCUCUGUGAGUGUGUGUGAAUGUGGUGACAGUGCGCUACCAGCUGCAGCUUCACUAGUGAGGUGCGCAUCACUCCACUUAGUCGAAACACUGGACUCGAAGGAAUCGCGCCUUUUGAUUCACCGUAUUUCAAUACACAAUUUGAAACAUCUGACUGUUAACAAUGACAACUUUUGACUUCUCCGAUGUGGAGGCGUUUCUAGACCGCCACCCGGAACUCUUCGAGAACUACGUGAUCCGUAAGGGCGAGCGCGCAGCUAUGAGUACACGCCUGACGGAGACGCGGCCGUGCGACAGUUCUGCUCCGGAGGAGGAGCGCGAGGAUGCAGACAACGGUAAACGGCGCUCGUCGCACGCGGAGAUGCGGCGUACCUUCGCGCGCUCCAAGGCGAGCGCCACGCACCACACCUACGACGAGCGCGCGAGCGUGGCGGCGCGGGAGUCACAGGCAAGCGUGAGGCGGCGCGCGCUCUUGCGAAAGGCUAGUUCACUGCCGCCCACCACGGCGCACAUUCUGAGCGCGCUGCUGGAGUCGCGCGUGAACGUGCCGUGUUACGCCUCUAGCGCGCUCGACUACAAGUACACGCUCAAAGAGUCGGACGAGCGCGAGUUCUUUCUCGAGCUCGUCAAGGACAUCUCCGGCGAGCUCGACACGACCAACCUGGGGUACAAGAUCCUGGUAAACGUGUGCGUCAUGGUGAACGCAGACCGCUGCUCGCUGUUCCUGGUGGAAGGUCCUGCGCACGAGAGAACGUUAGUGUCCAAGUUUCUCAACGUGCACUCAGGGACAGUGGGGCGACCCUUCUCUAGUGCAAUUCCCUUCGCCGAAGUGCAAGUGCCCUGGGGCAAGGGUAUCAUCGGCUAUGUUGCCGAACACGGCGAGACUGUCAACGUCCCAAACGCUUAUGAGGAUCAUCGGUUUAGUGAUGAGAUUGACAAGCUGACAGGUUAUAAGACUCAGUCAAUCCUGUGCAUGGCUAUCUGUAAUAGUGAUGGAGAGGUGAUCGGAGUGGUGCAGGCCAUCAACAAGAAACCCAGUGGAACUCCCUUCACUGAGGAUGAUGAAAAGGUGUUACAGAUGUACCUACCCUUCUGUGGUAUAUCGAUCUCCAAUGCCAAACUCUUCUCUGAGUCCCGCAAAGAAUACGAUAGGAGCCGGGCUCUUCUGGAGGUGGUGAACGAUCUGUUUGAGGAACAGACAGACCUGGAGAAGAUAGUGAGAAAGAUCAUGCAGCGAGCACUAACCUUGCUGCAGUGUGAGCGCUGCUCUGUACUGCUUCUAGAGGAUAUCCACUCACCUGUGGUAAAGUUUUCAAAGACAUUUGAGCUCAUGUCUCCAUACUGCAAUAUGGAUCAUGACAUAAGCAUGGAGAAAGUGUCCUGUUCUGACUGGCUGAUCAAUAACAGCAUUGCUGAAUUGGUGGCAUCUACAGGCCUGCCUGUUAACAUAAGCGAUGUGUGUCAGGAUCCCCGCUUUGAUUCUGAGGCUGACCAGGCCUCAGGCUUUCACAUCAGGUCAGUGCUGUGUGUCCCCAUUUGGAACAGAACCCAUCAAAUAAUUGGAGUUGCCCAGAUUCUUAAUCGUUUGGACAGGAAGACCUUUAAUGAUGCAGAUCAAAGAUUAUUUGAGGCUUUUGUUAUUUUCUGUGGCCUUGGCAUCAAUAAUACAAUGAUGUACAACCAAGUGAAGAAAGCUUGGGCAAAACAGUCUGUGGCUCUGGACAUGCUAUCUUAUCAUGCUACAUGCUCAAAAGCUGAAGUGGAUAGACUAAAGGCUGCUAAGAUCCCCCUGAGCAGUGAGCUGGGAAUCGACGAGUUCCAUUUCAAUGACUUUUCCCUGGACAAUGAUGCCAUGAUCACCGCCUCUCUGCGCAUGUUUCUGGAGCUUAGUGUUGUGCAAAAAUUUAAGAUGGAUUAUGAGGUGUUGUGCCGCUGGCUGCUCACUGUGAGGAAGAACUACCGUACUGUGGCCUAUCAUAACUGGAGACAUGCUUUUAAUGUCUCUCAGUGUAUGUUCAUCAUGAUAACUACUGCAGGAUUCCAGGAUGUUCUAACAGACACAGAGAUUCUGGCACUGAUGGUUGGAUGUCUGUGCCAUGACCUGGAUCAUCGUGGCACCAACAAUGCUUUUCAAGCCAAGUCAGGAUCGCCACUGGCAUUGCUGUAUGGAACAUCAGCGACUCUUGAACAUCACCACUUCAACCAUGCUGUUAUGAUCCUGCAGAGUGAGGGGCACAAUAUAUUUGCCAAUCUCAGCUCUAAAGAGUACAGCAACAUGAUGCAACUCUUGAAGCAGGCCAUCCUGUCUACAGAUCUCAACUUGUAUUUCCAAAAAAGAACCAAGUUCUUCGAGUAUGUUUUGGCUGGAGACUUCAGCUGGUCAAAUCAGGAGCACCGAGACAUUUUCAGGUCUAUGCUUAUGACUGCAUGUGAUGUGGGUGCUGUGACUCGACCAUGGGAGAUAUCUAAACAGGUUGCAGAGUUGGUGACUAGUGAGUUCUUUGAACAAGGUGACAGGGAGCGAUUUGAGCUGAAGCUCACACCGUCUGUGAGUGCUUUUGCUCUCUAUUGGGCUUUUAAAGCCAUUUUUGAUCGCAAUCGUAAAGAUGAACUUCCUGCACUUCAGCUUGAAUGGAUCGAUAAGAUUUGUAAGCCACUGUAUGAGGCUUUGGUGAAGCUGAAUAGGAAGCUCCAGCCAAUGGUAGAUGGGAUACAUGCCAAUCGAAAAAAAUGGGAGGAACUCUGUUUGUCCUAUCAGCAAGCCUGCCAAGUCUCAGAGACUUCCAAUCCAUGUGCAAAAGUGGAAGAAGAAAAAUCAACUGAAUGUACAGACUCCACCCUUACACAGUCAUGUGAACCUGCAGCAACCAGUCAUAGCAUAGAGUUCACCCACAGGGUGGAGUCAAUCUAGAAGACAGCAACGAAUCAGAAGUCAGUGUUGAUGGCGAAUCAGGGUGAACAGGGGAGGGAGAGUAAAAGAAAAAAGCUUCAGUGCAAAGGCUUUAAGAUUUCAACAGCAUACUAAUUUUGGCUUAUAUAUAAUAAAACAUUAAUAGCCUUGCUAAUAGUCUGUAAACAGUAUAACCUAAUCAAUCUGACCUGUUUCAGAAAAAACAAAGAAGGAUACGAACAUACUGCAUAUUAUACUGUGCUGAGCUUUGGGGAAGGGAAUGGUUACUAUUGCACUGAAAUGAAAGAAGACAAUGAGCAACUUCUUAAGGUUAAUACUGUGAUGGCAUGGUUAUACCAUGAUAAUUGGUCAUAAGAUCAUAUUACUGCAGAUCAACAUUUAAUUCACUGUGAAUUUAAAGAACUGUGAUAUUUAGCACUCACUGACUUUUUGUUCAUGACUACAAACUUAUUCUAUGUAGAGGUCUGCUGUUUAUUCAGACAAAUGCCUUUUACCGAGUGACACUAAACAUGGACUUUAGUGAAAUUCAUUCAUGACGCCUCAUUACUUUGGUUGAUUGAUUUAUUGUUCAGUUUCAGCCAGUGUAGUAGUUGACACAUUGAUACGAGAGUUUAAAUUAACUACAUCCUAGCUUUAAUGAAUAUAUAAAUUGUUAAACACUGUGUUUGCUUUUAGUGUUGUUUUAUUACUAAGUUAUUUAUGGCUUUCUUUUAGUAAUAUAGACAUUCAUAAGUACCAGAUGGCUUAUGCAGUGGUUGUUUGAUUUUGACGUAUAUAAGAUGACAAAUAUCUUAUAUGAAGGACUGGUGACAGAAUGAAUCAUUCUCACCAAAGUAAUGUGUCAAUUUACAGGCUACACAUAUGAAUCAGUUUGUUUGCAUGUGAUUAUCAGCAUGUAAUGUUUUCAUUUCACCAAACGACACCUGCAAAGUUCCUUUCUGAACUGCACUUAAACUGCCACAACAUUUGUACCAGCACUGUGAAUGCAAAUGAAAUCCACAGUAUUGCAUGCUGCAGUCUGUUGCUUUGAAAUAGCUUCCUGCUUUUAAUGGGGGUGUAAACCUUACAGAUGUACUGCAGUUUGUUGCUAAAGUUACCAGCAUGCAUACUGUUGUGCUCCAAGCAUUGUCUGCCUUACUGAAAAAUUGAUGAUUGUGUUAUUAUUUUUGCACUUAUAUGAUUCUCUAAUGUUUAGAAAAAAGACAAGUUUUGUAAAUAAAAUUUGCUGUAAUGCUAAAUUCUUUGUUUUUAUUUAAUCUGAUUUAUGAUUUAUGAACACAUUUUCUGGAUCCGUAUAUGGCAGUCAAUAGUAAUAGUAUGACCAAUACAGUAUAAUGAUACAUGUAAACAGAUAUUAUAUUAUAUUAUAUUAUAUUAUAUUAUAUUA